GAGCGAGGCGUCCUCUCAGCCAUUGUUGUCGAUCGCCGAGCUGCCGAGCGCCCUUCACUGGGUGUCACGUGACCCCGCCUCACCUUCCUCCAGCCGGUGUUGAUGCCCUGUCCGUUACCCGCGCUCCCUGUGUGAGCUAUUGCCGUGUGUUACCCGCGGUCACAGCCAGGCUAGCGGGCUGCUUUAGCACCCUGCAGCCUCCCAGCACCCGCAGCCAACCAGCGAGACCGACUGGCGCGCCGGUGACGUCACUAAACUUUUGUCCAAUAGUAUCGCGAGUUGGGCUGAGUUGCUGUUUUUGAAUUGCUAUCCCCGGGAUCGCUCCUGCAGGCAUGUCGAAGCGCAGACUGGGAGAAGACCGGCGGCGGCGGGACAGGCACAGCGAGGAUUUUGAUAGGAAUCCUCGUUCUGAUUUGAACUCUCCCUUUCAAUCAAGUUUUAAUAUAGUGGAUUCUCUAGACCGAAAUGAAAAGAUUUUUCAAAAGAAGAUGAAAGAGAUUUUUGAAAAGUACAACAAGCCAUUUAAAGAAGACAUUCUUUUAACUUUAGAAGAUCUGUCUUGUAUUGAUGAAAACGGGACAUGGAAUGUCAAUUCUAAAUAUGGACAAAAGAAUACCAUUCCCCAAAGAGAUGUACAGAAUAAGGUACAGAAGCUUAAAGAGAAUAACAACCUGAGUAUUGUGGGAACAGUUGUCCAUGGCGAUAGUGGAUGCUAUAUGGAUACUACUGUUAACAUCCCAUUGAAAUAUUCUAAGGUGCUGAAUACCAACUGCAAUGAAACCUAUAUCCUAUCUGAUGACGAGAAUGAUAAGUCUAUUGAACUUCAUUCUGAAGAAGAAACUAAUGGUCCAUUGGAUGUAAAAAAGAGUCUUAUACCAUUAGUGCAUCUUUCGGACACAAGAUGUGGCAAAAUGUAUAUUGCAGAUACUGAUAUGCUUCUUGAUUUGGAUGAAAGUGUGUCAUCUUCAAAGAUUAUUAUAAAACGCAAAGAAGGCAGAAGUUUUUCAGUGAAAUAUUCUCCAAUCAAGAUUAGAAGGGAUUCAAAUGUCGACGGCAGUAGAAGAGAGAUUUGUCAGAAAUAUAUUGAAAACGACUACUGCAGGAGCCUUGAUAAGUCUACAUUAGAAGAGUCUUUUUUCAUGCAAGUAAAAAAGUUUAUUGGCAGGCACAAUAAUGCCAGUAUGUUAAAUGGUACUCUUUCAGUUCAGGAGAAGAAUGGAUGUGAAACAAUAGAUGAAUUUGCAGAUGAUGAUGCACUGAACUCCUCUGACUUGGGCAAUGUAAGUCUUGCUGACUAUUACCCAAAUAUGAUUGAGUGUCUCAGCAGACUAAUGGACUUCCCAAGGAAAGAAAUGGCUGCUGCAAAUAUAAUUCGAUAUUAUAGACAUCAUUUUUGGUUUGCUAAUAAACACAAACUGGAUAUCACAAAGGCAAAAAGAACAAUGUUUAGAGCCAGGAAUUUAAAGCUGACGAUUGGAUCAAAUCCUAAAGAUACUCCAUACACUAGUUACGCCAAAACUAGUAGUAUAGGCCCCAUGGUCAUGGAUGACUUCAAUAAAUCUGGUAUCAUAGAAUACAGGAAACAGAAUGUUUCCACUAGAUAUCCAGAUGGAACAAAAAUUCUUGACCUUUCAAAAUCACAUGUGAAGAGUCCGGUUGUGUUAGAAACAUUUAUUUUUAAUAAUGAUAAAACUUCCAAAUUUGGUGAAAAUAGAUAUACUGUCCCUGAAAAUGUGAAGCAAAGAAAUGAAUUGUGUACAGGUUUAUCACAUCCAUCCUCUUUAUUGGUAAGGAACUGCAUGGUAGAAAAGUCUCCUUCAAAAUUGAUCCCUGAAGCCUGGGUGAAAAUGAAUCAUCAAAUGAAAGUGGCUUCAAAGUCAAGUGUUCUGUUUUCUCCAGACAAAUGCAGACUUCUUAAGCAGCCCCAUCAAGUUCAAUGUACUCUUAAAAGAAGACACUCCUUUUCCACUCUUCCUAGUCAGCAGGUAUCAGUUGGAAUGCCUCUAAAUGAGUCAACUGCUUUUGAAACUUUGUACAAGAAGCUGGUUAUGCAAGAUUCCUACCCCAAGUUUUUACCCACACAUGCUAGACACCACCUAUCAGAGACUGUAAAUGCACUCAUUAAUUCGCCUGGGUCAAUUAGAGGUAAACGAUUAGCAAAUGAAGAUUUCUCGGUAUCAAACUUUAAGAGGUUUCGCAUGUCUGGAUCUUUUGAACCCAUUGUUACAAACUCACAAUACCACUUUAGUCGGAAUUGGAAUAGCAAGCCCAGCUUUUCUCCCCAGAUGAAGAAUGGAUCAGACCUAGGGGAGUAUCAAGACUCCACAAGGCUAAAUAAGAAUCUGGGUGUUCGUUCUUUUUCGCCAAGGAUUAUGCAGUCUCGCAGUUCACCUUUAUCUGAACUGUACAGAGGAAGCUCAAAAAGUUUGAAGAUGAGCAGUCCGUCUAAAUCAGUGAAUGGUAUCCGCAAAAGUGUCCACAGAAAGCUGAAUUACACAUAUGAUUGCGGCUCUACUGCUGGGGAUGACACUGUUUUUUUCUAGUUUAGCGUAUUGCUGAAAUUUUAUUUUAUUUGAAGUAGGACGGCACUUAUUAUAUAUUUUUUAAAAAAAUGUUUUACAGACCAUACUUCACAUAUU
Pelobates fuscus (common spadefoot toad) is the source of this 2639-nucleotide messenger RNA. RefSeq lists its product as uncharacterized. Bases 333 to 2543 code for a protein of 736 amino acids. The transcript is spliced from 14 exons. The record is from RefSeq and is a predicted model, not a curated record. NCBI's taxonomy places the organism in Eukaryota, Metazoa, Chordata, Amphibia, Anura, Pelobatidae.